This is a messenger RNA of Motacilla alba alba, 1314 nucleotides long. It is a transcript of the gene SURF6, whose product is annotated as surfeit 6. Gene Ontology annotation, biological process: ribosomal small subunit biogenesis; ribosomal large subunit biogenesis. The record is from RefSeq and is a predicted model, not a curated record. Gene Ontology annotation, cellular component: nucleolus. Gene Ontology annotation, molecular function: RNA binding; DNA binding. The transcript is spliced from 4 exons. Lineage: Eukaryota; Metazoa; Chordata; Aves; Passeriformes; Motacillidae. Bases 95 to 1165 code for a protein of 356 amino acids.
GCGCGCUUCAUCCAUCACUUCCUGCCGGGGGCUCCACGAGGAGGGCAGCGCCGUCCGCACGCUGCCCCGGGCAGCUCUGGGAGCCGGGGUGGCGAUGGCCAGCCUGGCCGCCCAGGACUCCUACCUGCAGGGCUUGGCCAGGAGGGCCGGCGUGCAGCACUCUCCGGAGUCGCGGAAGAGGAAAUUGGUGUCUAAGCCAGGCCAGCCCGAGGAUGCUGGCAGACAGGUCAAGAAACAGAAGAAAAAGAAGCCCAGGAAGCAAACUGAGAAGAAGAAUGCUCCUUCAGCCAAGCAGGUGGUUUCUAACACCAGUAAACCCACUCCAGGACAGAAAGUAGCCCCUCAAGCCAGCAAAUCAUCUCCACAGGGUGGCACACAGAACAGAAAGGAGAGUUUGGCUACAGGAAGUAAAAGUGAACUGAGUUCCCCUUCUGUUUCUGCAAUCAGCCUGUUGCGUCAGAGACUCCACGAGAAGAUUAAAAAGGCUUCUGGACAGGAUAAUGCCAAGGAGUUAACCCCUGCAGUGCUGGAGAAGAGGCAGAGAAGGAAGUAUGAGAGAGAGAGAAAGAAACGCCGGCGAAAGGAGUUGAAGAUGAAGGCAAAAAUGGAGAAGAAAGAGACUGAGGAGGUACCAGCAGAGCCAGAAGACAAAAAGGAGGAGAGCAAAGCCGACAUUGUCUUCAACAGGGUUAAAGUUCAUGAAGAGAAUGAGUUGAACAAGGUCCAGAAGAAGAAAGAGAAGAGGAAAGCGGUGAAAGGCAAUAUCACUCCUCUGACAGGCAAGAACUACAAGCAGCUGCUGAGCAGGCUGGAGACCAGGAAGAAUAAACUGGAGGAGCUCAAGGAGAAGGACGAGAAGAAAGCUCAGGAGCUGGAGACCAAGAUAAGAUGGACAAAUGCCCUCUAUAAGGCAGAAGGGGUGAAGAUCCGUGACGAUGAGGAGCGUCUGAAGGAGGCCCUGAAGCGCAAGGAGAAGCGGCGAGCGCAGCGCAAGAGGCAGUGGGAGGAACGGACUGUGAGGGUGGUGGAGAAGAUGCAGCAGCGGCAGGACAAGCGCAAGAAGAACAUCCAGAAGAAGAAGAAAGAGAGGAUAGAGAAGAAGAAAGCCAGGGCCCGGAAGAAGGGCCGAGUUCUGCCAGAGGACUUGAAAAAGGCUGGGUUAUAGUGAGAGCGAGGCAGCUCUCCUGGCAUUGGGGUUCCAGGGUCUGUCACACAGGGCUGUGUCACUGUCCCAGGCCACAGCUUCCCAGCCUCAUCAUACUAAAAAAACAGUUGUAUGUUUGUUAAUAAAGUUUUCUAUCCUAAAGAAACACC